UCACCAUGAGAUAGCAGUAAUUUGAAACACAGGUUGCUUCCGGUGAGCCAGGCGGACCAAACGGACUACAAACACGGAAUCUAACUGUCUGCUUUAAUCCAGAACACAAUUUUAGAAACACACAGGAUUAAUUUCGCCCGUUAACCCGGCAGAAUUACACGUCUCCAAUGCCAGGUCACCGAGCAAAACGGUGAGGUACAAAAAAAAAAAAAUGUCUAAACUGCCGGGAAAUGCGGGCGUCUCCGUCCUGGGGGACAAAUCCCUGGAGUUUUACCGGGACCCAGUGUGUUUCUGCCGGGAGAAGACGGAGAAACACCGGAGCAGAGUGUUUCAGUCCCGGCUGCUGAACAGACCCACCGCCUUCGUCUGCUCCGUGCAGGGGAUGAGGGAGCUGCUGUGCGACAAGUCAAACGUGUUUCUGAAGGAUCCAGCCGAUGUGAUGACCAACAUGUAUGGCGACAACAUUGUCACCACCAAUGGUGAAGAAGCAUGUCUUCUCCGUCUGUCCCUCACCAGCUUGUUCACAGGAUCCUGUUUAGAGUCGUGGAACAAUUACAUUACCAGUGUGUGUGAGCGCUGCCUAAAGGACCUCUCUUUCAGUGGUCAGCCGGAGUGUGUGUACUCUGUGUUUAAGGGUCUGGGGACAGAGCUGGUGUUAGGUCUGUUUCUGAAUGUCCGUGCAGACGAGCAACCUGAGCUCUACCGGGAAAUCACACAGCUCUGUACUCAGCACUGGCAUGGUCUCAUCUCUGCUCCGGUGAACGUAAAGGUUCCCAUGUGGUCGUCCGGUUUCUGCACCGCUCUAGAGGCUAGAGACAAACUGAUGGACAUCAUCAAAGACAAACUGGACAAUGACAGAAAUGGAUUUGUGGGUUCCCUUGGGUCUCUGCCGCUGCCGGACUCCAACUCUGCCUCCCAGCACCUCCUCCUGUUCAUCUCGGCUCUGAUCCCCAAAGCCCUUGCAUCCAUGCUCACCUCCUUCACAGUGGCACUUAGUGGGAGUGAGCAGGAGGAGACUCGUCACCGAGCGAGGCUGGACCCCGACUACCUCCACAACACUCUACUGGAGGUUCAGAGACUCUGGCCUCCUUUCAUUGGAGGUCGCAGGAUAGUCAAUCAGGACACCACCCUGGCAGGUUUUCAUGUUCCUAAGGGUUAUGGUGCCAUGUACAUCAGCCACGCUGUUCACCGUGACCCCGAAGUUUUUCAGCGUCCUGACGACUUCCUGCCCGACAGGUGGAGUGGGAGGAAUGCAGGUCAGGAGCAUUUCCUGUGUUCGUUUGGCAACGGGCCGAGGAACUGCAUUGGAGUUAAACUCACUGAUGUCUUCAUGAAGGCAGCAUGUAGCUACUUGCUAAAGCACUACGACUGGUGUUUGGACCCCCCGUCGCAGGACCUUCAGUAUAAAUGGCUGCCUGUGUCUCGCCCCAUCGCCCCCCCCACCGUCUCCUUCAGCAGACUGGAGCAGACCAGAUCUGACAGCAGAAACACGAGCUAGGGAUGCACCACAUAUCAGUCAUGUACACGCUGAUAAACUGGGGAAGAUUCACACAAGGUGAUAUGAGCGCAGAGGAGUUCAGGUCUAUUAUACGUCUAUUUAUUGUAGAUUUUAGAAUAUCUGGCAGAGGAAGGCAGACUGCAAAGCGAAUGGGACUUCUGGCAUUUCUCUGUCAAGACACUCAGCAGAUUUGCUUGCGUUUUUUACAACAAGCAAUGAAUAAAUGACUGGAAAUUGACUCUAAGUUGGACAUGACACUGAUAGCACAGUGUUUUAUUUCACAGGAUGUUAUUUUUGGAUUUCAAAAUCAACCAUUUAAAAGAAAAAGGCACCACAGAAUUUAUCAUUUUGACCCACUGCAUUUAAUCCUGAUGAGUCUCUUCGUAGGUCAUAUUUUGCAUCUAGGAUGAAUUGAGAGAAGCCUUGCUGUUUUUCUUUAUUUUUCCUUUUCUUUAUUUUUUUUCUGAUGACUGAUGUAAAAUGAUGAUUUAGAUAGUAAUUUAGUUGCCUCCAGUAAUUGCAUUCCUUACAGUAUCAAUAUUAAUUUGAUACACUGAUCAUCCCUAGAAAACACACUUACUCGCACACACACACACACACACACACACACACACACACUCACGUGCACGCACACAGUUGUGCCUUCAGAUUCCAACACUGACUGCAAACCUGGCGGAUCCCCUCCCCCUUUUCCACCUAGCAACCACUACUGCUUAGCAACAGUUCGUCAUACCGACAGUGACUUGCUUCCUUUUAGUAUGCAGGUCACACACACACACACACACACACACACACACACACUCAAGUACACUCACACACACAGACAUCUAACCUGGUUAUUUCAGAAAGCUACAGUGACUGAGUUGGCAGCGAUACACAGUUUGUGGAAUCGCAUGUAAUUAAUUUCACAGAGGAUGCCUAAAUUAUUAUGUGUCUUUGUAAUUUCAUGUAGCCUGAAAAUAUUUUUUAAUAUAUGAAUCAUAUGUAAUAACAUGUAAAAUCCUUCAGAGUUUGUGUCAGCUACAAUCAGUGUGAAUCCAUCCAUUGAUUUACUUUUUCUCUUUAUUAUUAACAUUAACAUGUAUAAAUUUGCA
Messenger RNA from Myripristis murdjan (pinecone soldierfish), 2592 nucleotides. RefSeq names its product beta-amyrin 11-oxidase-like. The transcript has 11 exons. NCBI's taxonomy places the organism in Eukaryota, Metazoa, Chordata, Actinopteri, Holocentriformes, Holocentridae. Gene Ontology annotation, biological process: sterol metabolic process. The record is from RefSeq and is a predicted model, not a curated record. Gene Ontology annotation, molecular function: monooxygenase activity; iron ion binding; heme binding. The coding region runs from base 212 to 1498 and encodes 428 amino acids.